Molecule: messenger RNA, 4525 nt
Organism: Procambarus clarkii (red swamp crayfish)
Lineage: Eukaryota; Metazoa; Arthropoda; Malacostraca; Decapoda; Cambaridae
Product: glycerol kinase 5
Biological process (GO): phosphorylation; glycerol-3-phosphate biosynthetic process; glycerol metabolic process
Cellular component (GO): mitochondrion
Molecular function (GO): kinase activity; phosphotransferase activity, alcohol group as acceptor
Source: RefSeq, a predicted model, not a curated record
CUUCUGUACCGUGUGAACUCGUACCUGCCUGUAAGCGACCAGCUUUCAAAACAGCUGUUGCUGACGGCUCCCAGCUGGCUCUUCCCUGGCUCCCAGCUGGCUCUCCCUGGCUCCCAGCUGGCUCUUCCCUAGCUCCCAGCUGGCUCUUCUUGCCCACAUUUCCAUCUGCUUUCAUCCAAAACAGUGUUGUCAUUUUACAUUUCUUUUUUAAAUUGUGCAGCGAGUUUAAAUUGAUGAUAAACUCAUCAUGGGUGCCUCCGAGCUUAGUAACCAAACCCCAGAUCCAUCCCCGGGUCAGGAGGCCAGGUAUAUUGCCAGCCUCGACCUCGGAACGACAACACUUCGCUGCUUCAUUUAUGAUACAAAUGCUCACGUCUGUGGGAAGGCAGAGGAGAAGGUGACCCUUCUGUAUCCAGCCCCAGACCGUGUGGAGAUGGACCCAGAUGAACUCUGGGAGAAAUUGAUCAAAGUUAUAAAUGAUGCUAUAUCUAAUGCUGGCCUAAAUUCUGGUAACAUUCGUUGCCUCGGCUUAAGUACUCAAAGAGCAACUUUCAUCACUUGGGACCGACGAACUGGUGAAACAUUCCACAACUUCAUUACGUGGAAGGAUAUUCGUGCAGAUUAUUUAGUCAAACAAUGGAAUGCUUGUUUUACAAUGAAGACAAUACGUUUUGUUGGGUCUAUUCUGUACAAGAUUCUGAGAAGCAAGAGAUAUCUAGCUGCAAGUGUAAUUCAAUUUAUGAAUAUUCAAGUAAACAUGAGGUUAAAAUGGGUUCUUGAAAAUUGUGAACGAGUGAGGAAACUGGCACACGAAGGCCAUGUCAUGUUCGGCACCAUUGACACGUGGCUCAUCUAUAAACUGACUGAAGGAAAGAUCCAUGCCACAGAUUAUUCCAAUGCCAGCGGAACAGCAUUAUAUGACCCCUUCAUAGAGGACUGGAAUGAUUUUUUUCUUAAACUCUUCGACAUGCCAAGGAGCAUCUUCCCUGAGCUACGCAACUCUGUGGGAGACUGGGGAGUGUGUUCACCCAAGUUCUUUGGCGUUCCUCUCCCUAUAACAGCAGUGGUGUCGGACCAAGGUGCCUCCCUAUUUGGUUCGUGCGGAUUUCGGCAAGGGGACGUGAAGGUCACUCUGGGGACUGGUGCUUUCCUCGAUGUCAACACUGGCAACAAGGCCCAUGCUUCUGUCAAAGGAAUAUAUCCUGUUCAUGGCUGGAAAGACAAUGAAGGAUUGAUACACAUGGCUGAAGCCUCCUCAAAUGAUAAUGGAACUGUAAUUGAAUGGGGGCAACAAAUAGGCUUGUAUGAAAAAGCUUCGGAAACGUCAGAUAUGGCAAGCUCUGUUAAAGGUCCCAGCACUGUGUUCUUCAUUCCUGCAUUUCAAGGAAUACAGGCACCCUUGAAUGAUGCUAGAGCUACAGGUGGCUUUCUUGGGCUUAAUGCUGGCACCACACGUGCACACAUGGUUCGUGCUAUGCUAGAGUCUCUAGCAUUCCGUAUAUACCAGAUGUAUAGUGCCAUGCUCAAUGAAGCAGACUACGAACUUCUUAGUCUCAGUGAAAGUUUACCCCUCAGAGUUGAUGGGGGUGUUGCACAGAAUGACUUCUUGAUGCAGACCAUUGCCACGUUGACUGGAAAGAACCUCGAGAGACCAACAUCUAUUGAUGUUUCGGCUUUAGGUUGUGCAUUUUUGGCUGGUAUGGGUGCAGGCUUAUGGAAGACCCGUGCUGAGCUCAUCCCACUGAGACAGGUAGAAAAAGUGUUCUAUCCACAAAUGAACCUUCAGCCUCAACUCCUGGAGCAAAUGAAGGAAUGGGAGAGAGCACUACAGCGCUUUACAAAGUGGCAUACGAAAAGCAGUUUAAACAUAGGCAAGUCCAAGGAAUCUUCUAAUCCAUAUCGGCAGGCUCAUAAUAUUUGUCAUUGUGGUCAUCAAAAAUAUUCCUCCACAUCAUUCAAAACUUCAAAAUGUAGUGUUCAAUCUUCGUCUACUGUAGGAGUAAAAAAUCCAGAGGGUUACACAGAUUUGUCCAAGACAUGUGAAACAACUUGUGCUGGGCAUCACUUGGGUGAGGGGGCAGCUUGUGUUUGUGGGGCUGAUCUCGGGAAUAUGCCGGAUCACAAGAGAUGCACAAGUUGUUCACUGCAUCUGGCCAAUACUUCAGGCUAUGGCUAUAUGGGAAAAAAAAGUAAUUUUUUGCUUGCUGUGAUUUUUCUAUUUAUAAGCUGUGCUCUUUAUUGGACACUUCAUUAAAUUGUGAAGCUCAAGGGUGUGUUGAGCUAAUUUUAAGUCAUUUGGUGGCUGAAGAAUUUGUCAAGCAUGUUUAUUAACAAUAUUUUUAUAGUUUUAUAUUAUAGGUACAGUAUUGACUUUCCAUUUCUUUAUCUUAUUUCAGCAUAAAUACUGGAAAUAGAACCCAUCUUUGAGACAUUAGUGACAGUAUUGGUGCCAUUUGCAUAUCCCAUUAUAAGGAGUGUAUAGCCUAAUGUUGUAUAAACAAUGUCCAUUACAAUUCUUAGGAAGUUUCAAUUACUGUACAGUAUAAUUUAUUUUAAUACUGUAGUACAUAUUAUAUAAUAUUGCAGUUCAAAUAAAUGGUAGAUUAUGCAUAUUAAAAAGCCAUUCACAAAACUAUCGGUUAUAUAAGAUUUUAAUUACAGGGGGUCCACGACUUUUGAACGUCUUACAAACUCCUGUUAAUACAAACAGGUAAUCAAACGGUCUCUCAAGUUCAAUUUUUCAUCCUGAUCCACUGUAUGUAAAUCAAUUGCAAUAUAUUCUUUUAUUAAUGUAAUUAGACUUCUUUACUCUUCAAAAUUGGUCAACUUUUAAAAGCAGGAUAACUCCUCUAUUCAGAAAAAUAUGCAAUAUUUCUUAUACUAUUUGUCCCCAAAAUAUUGAUUGUGAUAAUUUUUGGUAGUCCAGAAACACAUCCCCCAAUUUAUAACAUUAUCUCUGUGCAAAAUCUGAUUCACUGUUCUAAAGAACUGACUUAAAAAGGUCUUUUUGGAUCGCAUCCCACUUGCCUGGGACCCUGUUUAUAAUAUGGUUGCACUGCACAAAACCCUCCAAUAAUGUUAUGUUAUGAUCAAUAUUUUUUAUUAAUAAAGUGUAUUAGGUUUAGAUUUUAUUCUCACUGCUGUUUAACAGAGGUUACCAUGUUGAUGGCUAUUAUUUGCCUUUCUUGUAACACGUUUGACAACAUCGACCAAAUUGUUUAUGUAAAUUUGUUGAAUGUAUUCCACGAAGAUAUUUUUCAAAUUGCCAUGUUAAAAGUAGUGAUACUUUUCCAAUUUCCUCCACAAAAAAUAUUGAGCAGCAUUUUAAAUGAGAAAAAACGUUUUUAUUACAUUAUCAUAAAAUUGUUAAAUGUUGGUGUUUGCGUAAAUGAAUUGGUCGAUAAGUCAUCGAUUUCUUCUACUUGCUUUCUGAACCAAGCUGCAGGCAGGUUGGCUAGAAAGCCUGUUAUGAUUGCAGGAAAGCACAAUAAUAACCUUUUAAGAAUGACCUCGCAUGUUGCUUUAAACUUCUGUGGUCACACACACCCAACUGUAAAUGUAAGUUGUUGAGUUAUUUAAAAAUUUGGUGUCAAAAUGUUUGCAAAUGAAUUCUCUAUGAAAUAGAUGCAAAAGCAAGUGUAUUAUAAUAAAUUAUACAAUACAUGAGUGAUGAAUAUACGAAUGUUUAUGAACAGCAAUCAGAUGUCACAGUUUAGACACAUUAAAACAUUUAUUUUUGAAGAUUCGGAGGUAUAUUUUAAGUCUUCAGAACAUGAAUGCUUAAGUGUUGACGAAGAUGCCAUGAUCAGGUACUGUAAAAGGAGAGUAAAAUAUGUACCCCAGAGUCCUGACUCGGGUACAUAUUUACUGUGAAGUGAACACGUGCACAAAGUAUUGUGGUGAAUUAUGUUGCCCUGCCAGGAAAUCAAACCCAGGAUAAAUUGGUGGAUUGCCUUUCAGAAAUAUGCUAGCACUCGAUGCGUUACAGCCGAGUGAUCAUCUGUUAACUGUUUGACAGCUGAAUUAUAUUUAUACAGUAACAAGUUUAUGCAAUUCUAGAAUUGAAUUCAGUAGAAUGAUUGAGUUAUACUGUGUAAUAAAUACAAGACAAUAAAGCUGUUCAGUUAAUAAAUAUUAAAUUGCAUGAUAAACAUGUACUGGUCAGUGCAUAUUUGAGGGGUAGUGUGUAUAUAUAUUCAGUGUACAGUGUAUAAUUAUAUAUAUAUAUAUAUAUAUAUAUUGUAUUCUUUGAAACUAAGAAAUAGGUGCAUGUUAGCAUUAUAAAUUUUAUUUUUAUAACGCAAAUACUGUUUAUACAUGUGUGCAAUGGAUUUUGUUGUACAGUAGUGGGGCGUGCUUAUACAUUUAUAUAUUCGUGUAAGAUAUCACUGUUCCUAUUACAAAUUGCCAAAAUAUAUGGUAAUUUUAUUUGUAAACUGAUAGUGCUUGUGGAAUUGGAUAGAAGCAAUUAUAUAUGCAUGCAGUUAUUUUAAUAUUUAGAUUCUUAAAAUUUAGAUUUUUAAAA